AUGACAUCCGAAACUUUUUCAAACGUUAUUCUUACAAAUGAAUGUUAUGAUGAGAUUUUUCAACAUUUACUUAACGAUAAUGAUAAAAAUACAUUACAUUCUUCUUUAUUAGUUAAUAGAUCUUUUUGCAGAAAAAUCGUGCCAUUAUUGUGGAGCAAACCAUUUUCAUUAUUGAAAUUGGAUCCAUCAAAAUCAUUUAUAAAAACUUUUGUAUUGUGUCUCAACUCAAAUGAAAAAUUUAAAUUAUUCAAUAAUAUCCUUAAAAUUAAGGAUAAAGUAAUCGAAGAAUAUUCAGCUUUAUUCGAUUAUCCAGCAUUAAUUAGAGAAUUAGAUUUCUGGGGAUUAUAUGAAUGUGUAAGGAUUUGGGUACAAGAGGUUCGUUCAAAGUCCAUCAGGAUUGAAUCAUGGACAAAUGAUACGACAUUUUAUUUAAUUAAAGUUCUCAUCAGGCGUGGACAACAUAUUAAUUACUUGAAUUUGAUUAACAACGACAAGAUAAUUGAAAUUCCACCUAUAACACGUUUAUAUAAAGCUGACGUUGCAUUUUCGGAACUUCAAUAUCUUUAUUGUGGUGGUUAUAAUGCGGAUGUAAAGUCAUAUCCUAAAUUAAUGGAAUAUUGUAAAAACAUAAUGGAGAUAGAUAUAGUACAUUAUCACAAAUCAUCUGAUUCAAGUUUGGCUGCCUUAAUUAGGUCACAACGUGGAUUAAAAAAGAUAACUUAUCGAUCUGUUUCUGGGGGAACAUGGCGAUUGGUAGCUGCUCUAUCUCAGACACAUUUUCUUAAAUCCGUAAGCUUUAUUUGUACAGACUUUGCCGAUACUUCAUCAAGAGGUUUGAUUACAUGUGAUAAUUUGGAAGUGUUAGAAUUACUUGAUUGUAGAGGAAAUGAUUUUGAAAAAUUUUGGAAGCCAAUCAUGGAAAGAUCAAAGUUUCGGUUAAAAAAACUCUCUUUGGCACGUACUUCUAUUAAUAAGGAAGCGAUUGAGAUACUUAUCCGAAAUGCUGGUGAAAAGCUUGAAGAAAUAACCGUUGAUUAUAUUGUUACUUCAACGAUUCCUCGUUUUCUGGAAAUGUUGGUCGAGAAUUGUCCAAAUAUUGUUUAUCUCAAACUUUUCCUUCUUCAUCCUGAAGAGUUGACCACGUUAUUGUCUACAAUUUCAGUUGCUUUUAAACUCAAACAACUUGUCAUUCGGACAUCUGAUAUGGAUGUUACAUCGAUUUUACCUGGACUAGCAAAACUGGUCCCGUCUUCGCUUCGUUUGCUUGAUAUGGAUAUGAUGAUUUCAUCAAAGGCGUUACAAGAGUUUUUAAAUGAAUGUGAAGCACCAAUCCAACGACUGAUUUUGAAUGCUGGUCAUACAAUAACCGAUGAUCAUAUAAUGAUUCUUAUUCAGUAUGCAAAAGAAAGAGGAUGUUUAAAGUCAUUGGGAUAUACUUAUAGGACAUUGAGUUGGAAUUUAUCUAGUUGUGUUUCCCAAGAAGUUGAAAAUAAAGCAAAAGAAUUGAUUUCUUUUUAUAAUCCCGAAGAUCCUGCUGAUUUUCUAUUUCCAUUAGAUAGGAAUGAUGAAUUAAUAGGGUCUGAUACUUGGGACUAA
Racocetra fulgida is the source of this 1596-nucleotide messenger RNA. NCBI's taxonomy places the organism in Eukaryota, Fungi, Glomeromycota, Glomeromycetes, Diversisporales, Gigasporaceae. The record is from the annotation of a GenBank genome assembly.